Nycticebus coucang (slow loris) is the source of this 1338-nucleotide messenger RNA. It is a transcript of the gene MRPL43, whose product is annotated as mitochondrial ribosomal protein L43. The record is from RefSeq and is a predicted model, not a curated record. NCBI's taxonomy places the organism in Eukaryota, Metazoa, Chordata, Mammalia, Primates, Lorisidae. The coding region runs from base 84 to 548 and encodes 154 amino acids. The transcript has 3 exons. Gene Ontology annotation, biological process: mitochondrial translation. Gene Ontology annotation, molecular function: structural constituent of ribosome. Gene Ontology annotation, cellular component: mitochondrial large ribosomal subunit.
GAUGUCCCGGAACCGGAAGCCUGAGGUUUAGUCCCGCCCCCCCACGCUUCACCUCUUGGAUCCGCAGCUUCUGAUCUGUAGUUAUGACUGGACGCGGGACUUCGAGUCGCUUCUUGGCCAGUGUCCUCCACAACGGACUGGGUCGCUACGUGCAGCAACUGCAGCGUCUCAGCUUCACCCUCAGCCGCGACGGGGCCUCGUCCCGCGGUGCCAGGGAGUUCGUGGAACAGGAGGUGACCGACUUUGCCCGACGGAACCCUGGAGUCGUGAUAUAUGUGAACACGCGGCCCUGUUGCGUGCCCCGAGUAGUGGCAGAAUACCUUAACGGGGCUGUGCGCGAGGAGAGCAUCCACUGCAAGUCGGUGGAGGAGAUCGUGACGCUCGUGCAGAAGCUGGCCAACCAGUCCGGCUUGGAGGUGAUCCGCAUCCGCAAGCCCUUCCACACAGACAACCCUAGCAUCCAGGGCCAGUGGCACCCCUUCACCAACAAAUCAACCACGUUUGGCGGGCUACGCCCCCGAGAGGUCCCGGAUCCUGCCUCAGAAUAGGUGCAAGCACAGUGAAGAGUUGUCCCACCACCUACAGCCCCAGGCUAUGGACCUUUAUUUCAGUAGAGCUGAUUCUUCCUCUUUGGGAUUCCAACCCUAGGCAGACAAAUGGAACCCACCCAAACGAGAAGUUGACGCCAGAGGUAUUGUUUGGAUUAAAGAAGAGCUGCCUGUUUUCUUUCCAGUGCUCACUUCUACUUCUUAACCAGUGACAUCUCUGAAACAUGAGCUGAGAGAACCUUCAAGGAUUUGUUUUCUGAAAUCCAAAUUAAUAAUAGUGAUCUCAAAACACAAUAAGGAGUGUCAUGGCUGGCUUUUGAAAAAUCUCUGCUGGUUUUGCUGCUACAACCAUUGAGCUAGAGAGAGCUAGUUCUGUGCUGUGAGCCUGGCAUUGUGCUAUGCAUUUUGUGUGACUGUGUACAGAUUAGAAAACUUAGGUUAACAAACUUGACCUGCAGUCAUGCUUGAUGUCUUAUUUCAAAACGUGCAUAUUCUAAGCAUAAAAGCCAUUUUUCAUUAUUCUAAGACUAGUAGAAUAUAUAACAUUCCUUUGGGAUGGUUAAUAUCAACAGCCAUAUGAUUGAUAUAGGCCUGACCCCUGGAGGGAAUGAUUCUCAGAACACAUCCCUGGUAACAAGCUUUCCCUGAUCCCGGCUGCAGAACUCCCCUUCUCUAGGCACCUCUUUGUACAGAAAUGAAUCCGUGUUUUCCUUUGGGCUAGUGGGUGGGUGCUCUGAAAAGCUUCUUGAAGAAGAGAAGGAGAAGAGAUAAAUGAUUAUGUUCUAAGUUA